UUGCCCGCUCAGAGCCAACUGCGCACAACAAAGGCAAACCUUGUCCGAGAAAGUUGUCAGUGUCGGAGUGAAUCCAAAUUAAUGUGCUUCCAAUCGAAUAUACAUGCAAAUCGGCGAAAACAGUUUAAUUCGAGUGCCAUGCCAAAUCAAAGCAAACAAAGCACCAAACAUCUCUUGACAAGCAACUCAAAUACCUAGCACACUAAACACCAAACAACACUAAAAACCAAAUCAAACCAAUUAAAUUCAGACCAAACCAAACCGAAACCAAGAAACCGAUCAAUUCCACAGAAGCCAUCGCAGCUAUAGACCUCCACACCCAAGGGAGUGAGAGUGUGCGAUAGAAUGGUGUUCGCGUCCGUAGUGGUGUGCCAGGUGGAGAAAUUGAUCUGCAUGCCAAUCAGCUUUGCCGUAUUCGCCUUCCUGUUCAUGGCCUGCGCCAUGGAGGUGGUUCUGCUGAAGAUGACCACCAGUGACCCGGUGUUCGGGCGGCCUCCCGACGACGGCGACGAGGCCGGGGACGACGAGUCCGAGGAGCAGAUCUACUACGAGAAUCUCGGAAACAACUACGAGCACUGGGCACGCCGUCGGAUGCGAUUCCACCAGCGCCACCAGCAACAGCUCCAGCAGGAGGAGAGCCAAAGGCAACAGCUGCUCGUAUAGGUGUAGCUGCAGCAUUGCGAAUCGGUUGGAUAUCGGUUAUGACUGGUUUCUUCUGUUUUCGAAAUUAUAUGGUGUAUAGUAUAUGGAUAUGGAUAGCGACGAGGGGAGAGAGUCUAAUGAUUUUGGCACUGUGAGAACUGCAUAUCUAUGCAUAUCUAGAUAUAUAAGUAGAUAUCUCUGUAAGUACAUACAUAUAAGUAUGUGCAUAUGUCCUACGAGAGUAGUUUGUAAGCCGUGUGAUAUGCUUAGUUAUUCGAUACCUACAUACAUAGAUCCUAAGUGACGCGAAUAAAUCUGGCUAUAAAACUCAA
Molecule: messenger RNA, 974 nt
Organism: Drosophila pseudoobscura
Lineage: Eukaryota; Metazoa; Arthropoda; Insecta; Diptera; Drosophilidae
Exons: 1
Coding region: 346-663 (105 amino acids)
Source: RefSeq, a predicted model, not a curated record